CAUUUCAUGACCUAGUUUCGACGGGAAAACUAAGGCGUUUCACAAAUAUUUCUUGGAAAUGGAAAACGCUAGUGAUUCAUCGCCUGUUCAUGAAAGAAAAACCGAAGCAAUAGCGAAAGCCACACUUUGCAUGUCUGUUCUUGCGGUAUCUCUCCUUGAAAACGCUAUGGUUGUGCUCGUUCUGAAAAAGAAUUUCAGACGAAGUCACAUGAGGAAUGCCAACAGCUUAUUCAUUGCAAAUAUUUCUGUGGCGGAUAUUUUCUUUGCUAUUCAAAAUAUCCCGCAUGCGUACAAUAAUCUAGUGCUGAACGGCCACUGGAUUCUACAGGGAAACUUUGGAACAGUUCUUUGUAAGAUAGACAUGUUCCUUUCUGUCAUUACCAUGGUAACUGCAAACCUGACAAUUCUGGCUAUCGCAAUUUAUCGUCUUUGUGUGGUGUUCUUUCCUCUACGAAAAAUUAUCACGCGGAAGACCUGCUUCUUUAUUAUUUUUCUGACAUGGCUGGUACCAGCUCUGUUUGCUUUGCCGAUAUUUUAUUUCGCAAAAUUCAUCAGCAACGAGGGCAUCACAAUCUGUAGUCUCAAGGAUCAAGUCAUAAAAAUUUUCUAUGCAGGUUUCGCCGUAAUUCUCUUCAUGACGCUUCUUGCUAUGCUCGUUUUGUACGCAGCCAUCGGAUUCAAGCUUUGGCGUCGAAACUUCCCCAACAACGUUAGUGAAAGAGCUCGCGCAUUGAGAGAGAAGCGAAAUCGUGAGAUUUUCAAGAUGUUAAUAACUCUAAUAGUCGCAUUUUAUGCCUGUUCCUUGCCGAUUCUAACCCUUCAAUUGUCUUUCGCGCUUGACUUCUAUGUGGUUUACAGUGAAACUCGACAUUUCCGUUUCAUUGCUCUUCUAAUGCUGUUCUUAAAUGGUGCCAUUAAUCCCAUAAUCUAUAUAGUUUUCAACAGGAGUUUUCGCAGUUGUGUUAAGGAAGUUUUGUCUAAGCGCUAUUGUUGUCAACCUGUGUCUGCUUGACUUUAACUACAAAGUGGAGACCAGUUCAAAAGUAAAAUUGGUUUCAGCGGACUGUCCAAUGUCUUUAGUUAGUGAGAACAUGCUAAGUCUUGUCACUCCAACUGGUGGCUGCUACAAAGGACGCUAAAGAAUCCUUUACUUAGGUUUAGAAAAUUUGAUGUAUUGCUAAAGAAGUCUUUUCCUAGAAUUUUCUCUUAAAUAAAGAGCUUUUUUAUGAAUAGAUAAAUGCGUCUGUUCUGUAAUAGAUCUCAGAUGUCUUCA
Molecule: messenger RNA, 1273 nt
Organism: Pocillopora damicornis (cauliflower coral)
Lineage: Eukaryota; Metazoa; Cnidaria; Anthozoa; Scleractinia; Pocilloporidae
Product: growth hormone secretagogue receptor type 1
Biological process (GO): G protein-coupled receptor signaling pathway
Cellular component (GO): membrane
Molecular function (GO): G protein-coupled receptor activity
Source: RefSeq, a predicted model, not a curated record